CAAGGACACAUCUGCAGAUUACAUCAUCUGUUCCUUAUAAAUCCCUGUCCUGGGGUUCCAAUUUAUGAGCAUAUCUACAGACAGACCACCAGAUCUCUGAGAAGCCCACCGAACUGAAAACACUGCAGAACUGCAGCCUCAUUCACAGCAACCAUGAGUGAGAACACUGAUGAGAUCCAGGACAGGCUGUGGCAGUUGAGAUGUCACUUCACGUGGGAUCUGCAAUUUGAAGACAGUGAAAUACCGAAUUUAGAAAGCAGGAUCUUGGAACAGAUUGAGUUCCUAGACACGAAAAACAAUGUGGGGAUUCACAACCUCCUGGCCUAUGUGAAGCAUGUGAAAGGCCAGGAUGAGAAAGCCCUGCAGAGCUUGAGAGAAGCUGAAGACUUGGUCCAGAGGGAGCACGCAGACCAGGCGGACCUGAGGAGCCUGGUGACCUGGGGCAACUGUGCCUGGGUGUAUCACCACAUGGGCAGAUUGGCAGAAGCCCAGACUUACCUGGACAAGGUGGAGGACACUUGCAAGAAGUUCGCAAGUCCCUCCUGCUACAGGCUGGAGUCUCCUGAGAUGGAGUGUGAGGAAGGAUGGGCCUUGCUGAAGUGUGGGAGAAAGAAUUAUGAGCGGGCCAAGGCCUGCUUUGAAAGGGCUCUGGCAGUGGAGCCUGAAAACCCUGAAUUCUAUGCGGGGUUUGCCAUCACUGUCUACCGCCUGAAUUACAAUAAUGUAAUUUCUCUUGGCCCCCUGAGAAAGGCUGUCCAGCUAAAUCCAGAUAAUACAUAUGUUAAGGUUCUCCUUGCCCUGAAGCUCCAGGAUAUAGGACAGGAAACUGAGGGAGAACACUACAUUGAGGAAGCUCUGAACAAUACCUCCUCCCAGACUUAUGUCUUUCGAUAUGCGAGCAAGUUUUACCGAAGAAAAGGCUGUGUGGAUAAAGCUAUUCAGUUCUCAGCGAAGGCCUUGCGGUCAACACCCAACUCUGCCUUCCUGCAUCACCAGAUGGGGCUUUGCUACAGGGCAAAACUGUUCCAAAUAAAGCAAGCUAAAAACAUGCAGGAUAGAGAACAUGUGGACAGAAUAGUAAGAUUAGUCAUAUUUCAUUUUGAAUUUGCUCUGCAACAAAAGCCCACAUUUGCUCUUGCUCUUCUGCACUUGGCACGUAUGUAUGUUGAAGCAAAGGAUUACAGAAAAGCCGAAGACAGCUAUCAAAAAUUGUUAUUGAUGGAAACAGAUGAGGAUCAAGUACUGGUAGAUGCACAUUUCUACUAUGGCCAAUUUCAGGAAUUUCAAAAGAAAUCUGAAGAUGAUGCAAUUAGGCAUUACUUAAAAGCAAUAAAAACAGAAAAAGAAUCACAUUCAAGGAAUCAAAGUAUGAAGUCUUUGGAGAAAUUGGCCUUAAAGAAACUUCAGAGAAAUGCAUUUGACCUGGAAGGCUUGAGCCUUGUUGGUUUUGUCUACAAAUUGAAAGGAAAAAUAAAUGAAGCCCUGGAUUACUAUGAACGGGCCCUGAGCCUGGCUGCUGGUUCUGAGAAAACUGUGGGACAUGGUCCUUAGGCACUGAAUAUUAGCCACUUUCACAUUUUAUUCUCUUUUAGGUUAAUAUGUACUAUAAUCAUCUAUUCUGUUUGCUGCUUUCAGAAACAUUCUGUGUAAUUCAUUGUAAUGAUGUAAUUUUUAAACAAUUACUCAAAACCUAAUAUAACCUUAAA
Marmota flaviventris (yellow-bellied marmot) is the source of this 1706-nucleotide messenger RNA. Its product is annotated as interferon-induced protein with tetratricopeptide repeats 1-like. Gene Ontology annotation, molecular function: RNA binding; protein binding. The record is from RefSeq and is a predicted model, not a curated record. Gene Ontology annotation, cellular component: cytosol. NCBI's taxonomy places the organism in Eukaryota, Metazoa, Chordata, Mammalia, Rodentia, Sciuridae. Gene Ontology annotation, biological process: defense response to virus.